Molecule: messenger RNA, 1287 nt
Organism: Dothidotthia symphoricarpi CBS 119687
Lineage: Eukaryota; Fungi; Ascomycota; Dothideomycetes; Pleosporales; Dothidotthiaceae
Product: WD40 repeat-like protein
Exons: 1
Coding region: 1-1287 (428 amino acids)
Biological process (GO): iron-sulfur cluster assembly
Cellular component (GO): cytosolic [4Fe-4S] assembly targeting complex
Molecular function (GO): protein binding
Source: RefSeq, a predicted model, not a curated record
AUGUCCACCCCGCCACCUACACACACGCUCGCCUCUCUUGCAACCCUCGCUCCACCUUCCAGCUCGCGCACAUGGCAAUCUGCCCCACACCCCUCUCUCCCCAUUGUCGCCACAGCCUGCUCCGACCGCAGCGUGCGCGUCUACAGCCUGACAUCGUUCACACUGCUACAUAGCAUCACCGGUGGCCACAAGCGCAGUGUACGGUCUGUGAGUUGGAAGCCUGGGGUUCGCGGGCAGAGUGUGCUUGCAACGGGCAGUUUUGACAGCAGUGCGGGAAUAUGGCGACACGAUCAAAACGACACAACGCAAGAUUUCACUACACACAACGAAGAUGGUGACGGAGAUGAGGAUGACUACCAGUUCAGCUGCAUCCUCGACGGACAUGAGAGCGAGAUUAAGUGUUUGAGCUGGAGUCCCUCGGGCCAGUAUCUAGCGACUUGUUCGCGCGAUAAGAGCGUUUGGAUAUGGGAAGAGUUGGAGGACGACAACUUUGAGACUGUCGCCGUGCUGCAGGAACACGAUGGCGAUGUCAAGUGUGUCGCAUGGCAUCCUGAAGAGGAUCUCCUCGUGAGUGCGAGCUACGACGAUACCGUGAGGUUGUACCGCGAGGACGCGGACGAUUGGGUGCAGGUGGCUGUCAUCAAUGGGCAUGGGAUGACGGUUUGGUGGGUCGAGUUUGAGGGGAGUGGGAUGCACACAAAAGACUUCCGCAAAGAGACAAAGGAACUGCCGCAGGAAGGUGCUGAAUAUGUUGAGGCGUUGCAACGUUCAGGACCACGGCUUGCAACUUGCUCGGAUGAUUGCUCAGUGAGGAUUUGGCGCAGAAAACCAAAGGACAGACCAGAGGGUGCGCAGGCAAAUACGGGGAUCCCGUCGAUUAUUCGCUCAACGGCCAUUGAUGAGGAUUGGUAUGAGGAAGCUGUUCUCCCGCGGGCACAUGACCGAGCGAUUUACUCGGUAUCAUGGAGUCGGACUACGGGCAUGAUCGUCAGUGCUGGGAGUGAUGGCAAGAUUGUGGUAUACAAGGAGAGGUGGAGGGCGGGGACAUCGAACGGCGCAAGCGCAGAUGAGUCGGGAGCUACGCAGACGGAAGAACAAGCGUCGUUGACGGAGUGGGUGGUGGUCGCAGAAAUCUUUUCGGCACACGACGUGUUUGAGAUCAAUCAUGUUGCGUGGGCAAAGAGGGCAGACAAGGGAAAGAGGUGGGAGGGUGAGGAAGUCGUGGUCAGUACCGGGGAUGACGGCGAGGUCAGGGUAUGGACGUUGGAUGAGACGAAGACGUCGUGA